Eruca vesicaria subsp. sativa (arugula) is the source of this 1122-nucleotide messenger RNA. NCBI's taxonomy places the organism in Eukaryota, Viridiplantae, Streptophyta, Magnoliopsida, Brassicales, Brassicaceae. The record is from the annotation of a GenBank genome assembly.
AUGGAAGAGAACCAUAAACCCAAUUCCCAUGACCAUCUCAUAGGAAAAGACUCACCAGAAUCAUGGUCAGAUCUUCCUCUAGAUCUCUUGAAUUCUAUCUUCGAACGUCUCAGCUUUGUUAAUUUCCAACGAGCUAAAACCGUAUGUUCGUCUUGGCACGCCUCUUCGAGACAAUGCGUCCACAUCCCCAAAAGUCAGAUCCAUUGGUUGAUUCUCUUCCCUGAAGACAACGAAAACAACAAUAACAAUUAUCCAUGCACGUUGUUCAAUCCAGAGGAACGAGACAAACUUUACAAAACACAAGAUCUUGGUCUCGAAUUUGCAAAGAGUCUUUGUAUAGCAACCUAUGGAAGCUGGCUCUUGAUGCAAACCCCUCUACCUAAUCUCUACGUUGUGAAUCUCUUUACCCGCGAGAGAAUCAAUCUACCUUCUGUGGAGUCACAGCUUGGAACGGCAAAGGUGGAGCGAACCCUAGAUGGUAAUGAGUUACGUACUACAAGUCCCCACGGAAUGGUGUAUAGAGGUGUUUUUAUACGAACCCCUGUGUUUUGGAUAGAUGAGAGAACCAAAGAUUAUCUUGUUAUAUGGGGACUUCGAGACGUGUGUGUAGUUUAUUCAAAGAAGAGAGAUACGGCCUGGACUCAACUUCCCAAAACAUCAGGCUGUCUUGACGUGGUUUACAAGGAAUCCAAGCUUUACUUCUUAAGCAUGUCUAGUUACUUCUUAAUAUUCGAUUUCUCUGGAGAGACGCCACAACAAAUCUUUCAGUGUGGGGUUAUUGUGGAAAGACAGCGGUUAGGUCUUUUUGUUCCGACAAAACUAGUAGUCACGGUAACAGGAGAAGUCUUCAAGGCUGAAAAAUGGUGGAGGUCUAGGUCUGGAACCUGGUCCUUUCGUGUUAUCAAGAUUUGUUCACCAGAUGGAUCUGGAUUCCUGAGGAAUCAACAACUGAUUACUUCUUUGGGCGAAGAGUCAAUGCUUUUGGAUCAAGGUAUCACUAUUCACAGAAAUGACGGAUUCAUUAGAGAUUGCGAAGAGUCAAUACACUUACAGUUUCUAUCUUUGCUUUUAAUCUCAAGACAAAGAAGACAGAGCCGCUGCACAACUUUGAUUGUUCUUUAG